Molecule: messenger RNA, 1797 nt
Organism: Anopheles coustani
Lineage: Eukaryota; Metazoa; Arthropoda; Insecta; Diptera; Culicidae
Product: sodium-independent sulfate anion transporter-like
Exons: 2
Coding region: 1-1797 (598 amino acids)
Biological process (GO): transmembrane transport
Cellular component (GO): membrane
Molecular function (GO): sulfate transmembrane transporter activity
Source: RefSeq, a predicted model, not a curated record
AUGCCGAACGUUUCUGACAAAGCAAUAGAUGACGAUAUUAAAGAAUCCUUUCCCCCGGUCGGACAAUGGGUAGCAAAAUCCUGUCGAAGUAUUUGCACUCGAAAGCAUUUAUUGAAACGUCUCCCAAUACUGCAUUGGCUACCAUCUUAUAAUCUGAAAUUCCUAGCCGAGGACAUCGUUGCUGGAAUUUCCGUCGGGCUAACUGUGAUACCACAGGGGAUAGCUUAUGCGGUCGUUGCGAAUCUAGAUCCCCAAUAUGGAUUGUAUUCAGCGUUUAUGGGAUGCUUCGUGUACUGCAUUUUCGGAAGCUGUAAAGAUGUGACCAUCGGGCCGACAGCCAUUAUGUCUCUGAUGGUGCAAGUGCAUGUAGCAAACUCGGGAAUAGACUUUGCGAUAUUGUCAGCGUUUCUUACCGGAUGCGUGAUUUUAGUGCUCGGGGUGCUCAAUCUUGGCUUUCUAGUGCAAUUCAUUUCACUCCCAGUGACGGCAGGAUUUACGUCGGCAGCCGCGAUAACGAUAGCUAGUGGUCAAGUGAAAUCCCUCUUCGGUUUGCCGGGCAAAUCAAACGAGUUUCUUGAAGCGUGGAUGAAUGUGUUCGAAAAUUUGCACGAAAUUAGGCUAUGGGACACUGUGCUUGGUGCUACAACGAUCGUGGUGUUGCUGGUUCUAAUGCAAAUGAAAAAUAUGUCUGGUGAAAGCUGUUGGGCGUCGGUUGGAAAAUAUGUUGCACUUGCACGAAACGCCAUCGUUGUUAUUCUGGCAACGCUUUUGGCGUAUCUACUGAGUGAAGCUGGAUAUUCAGAACCAUUUCUCCUAACAGGAAAUGUUACUGCUGGACUGCCUCCCCUGCAGCCACCCCCUUUCACGACGAUACUGGACGGUCGGACAUACAGUUUCUCGGAAAUGAUAGGUGAAAUGGGAUCAUCCCUUAUCACUCUACCCUUGAUCGGAAUUUUAGAAUCCAUCGCCAUUGCAAAAGCCUUUUCGAAAGGAAAGCCAAUAGAUGCAACCCAGGAAAUGAUCGCUCUUGGUUUGUCAAACAUUGCCGGAUCGUUUGUGUCGUCGAUGCCCGUCACAGGAUCUUUCACGCGCUCAGCGGUUAACAAUAACAGUGGGGUCCGCACGCCGUUUGGGGGGAUAGCAACGGGUAUCCUGGUUCUCUUUGCUCUAGGACUACUAACCAAAACGUUCUAUUACAUACCGAAAGCCACUCUGGCAGGUGUGAUUAUAGCAGCAAUGUUUUUCAUGGUUGAAAUUCACACAGCUGUGGAGAUCUGGCGCACGAAGCGAAUUGAUAUCAUACCGAUGGUUGCAACGUUGAUCGCCUGCCUACUCUUGGGCCUGGAAAUAGGAAUACUCUUUGGCGUUGGGACCAACGUUUGUUUCAUACUGUACCAAACAUCUCGGCCAAUGCUCCUCCCUCAGCAAUGCACGAUCGAUGGCAAGACCAUAUUAGUUGCUCAACCUGAUCAACGCAUAGUGUUUUCUUCAGCAGAAUAUUUGAAACACCACAUUCUUAAACAUUCGAACAAAGCGGGGGCACAGAUUGUCAUCCUAGAUGGAUCGCACAUCGCUUCGAUCGAUACGACUGCGGCCAAAGUGUUAGUUUGCAUGACUAAGGAUUUGCAACUACAAAAUCGAACCAUACUUUACUGGAAAUGUAAUCGAGCCACCCGCUUCACGUUGCUCAGAAUGGACAAAACGUUAUUUCAGCCUUUAUUCACGGCCGCAGACAAUCUCGAACAAAUGUUUAAAGAGACAGGAUCUUCAAAAACUAACAAGGAACAGAAUAAGUAA